AGAAAAAUGACCGUAGUUGAUUGUGAUUUAAAUGGAACACGUGAAGGAGAAUGCACGUAAUAUGCUUGCGGUGUCGGUUGUCAAGCACCUUUAUUAAAUUUGGAAUUUUCAGAAAACACAGCUUAAGUGUUGAUCAAACUGGUGAAAUAAAAGUCGAGAGUCUUCAACGUCCGUACAGCCGGGGCGUGGAAAGGCAGCCAUUGAAAAAGCAGAUAUCCAAAAUUGUUCUAAGUCAUUUUGAUCAGCAAUAUCCAAAAGAACUGGGCAAUCUUUGGGAGUCGAUACGAAGUGUGCUUCUGUGUCCUAAUAGCUGGCAGUAUGCUGUCUUGUUGAACAGAUUUAAUGGCAGUUUGGAUUUAAAGACAUGUCUUAGCUCAAAGGGCUAUGUUCCUCUGCAGUCCAUCAUUUCCGGACAUCAAAAGAACCCUUUGGAAUGCUUUGUCAGUAAGACCUUUUCAAGGUUUCCUUCUCAGAAGCACCGUCCUGGAGUGCUCAAGCAAUACUAUCUGUUGGGAGCUGCUUCGGUUUUACCUGUUCUGGCUCUAGAACCUCAGAAUGGUGACAAAAUAUUGGACAUGUGUUCAGCUCCAGGAGGCAAAUCCAUUGCUAUAAUGCAAGCAGCUCUUCCAGGUCAUCUUCAUUGCAACGACCAAGACAGUUCUAGAGUGAAACGGCUCAAAGAGACACUGGAAUCAUUUAUACCUUCCUGCUUUAAUGAUGCAGUUACUGUCUCUAAUCUGGAUGGAAGGUGCUUUGGAGCCGAAGAGACUUUUGAUAAGGUAUUAGUGGAUGCUCCCUGUUCUAAUGAUCGAAGCUGGCUUUUCUCCAGAGAUGCUCAAUCUCAUAUUAGACAGAGACAACACCUACCUACUUUGCAGAUACAAUUGCUCAGGUCAGCCAUCAACUCAGUGCGCCCUGGCGGAACAGUAGUUUACUCAACAUGUACACUUUCAAGGGCUGAGAAUGAAAAUGUUGUAGCAACAGUGCUAUCCAAUUGUGACAACAUCGAGCUUAUAGAUCUCAACAGCCUCACUGCUUCCAUGUCAGUGCACUUCUGCUAUGCACCUGGCCUUCACAUUGGACACUUGAUUAUUCCAGAGAAUUCCAGACCCUGGGGACCAAUGUAUGUCGCUAAGCUCAAGAAGCUCUACUAAACUGAUUUUGUUCUAUUUAUUUUUCAUCUUAUCAUCAUUUCUACUCGCACUGUACUACUUGUAGCCAGUACUUUUGGAACAUUAACACUAGAAUUACCAGAGCCUACGAAAACACUCGUAGAUCCGUCCCACCUUAAAUCGCUUCUUAAAACC
Polypterus senegalus (gray bichir) is the source of this 1307-nucleotide messenger RNA. RefSeq names its product NOP2/Sun RNA methyltransferase 3 (gene nsun3). NCBI's taxonomy places the organism in Eukaryota, Metazoa, Chordata, Cladistia, Polypteriformes, Polypteridae. Gene Ontology annotation, biological process: rRNA methylation. The coding region runs from base 51 to 1154 and encodes 367 amino acids. Gene Ontology annotation, molecular function: methyltransferase activity. The transcript is spliced from 6 exons. Gene Ontology annotation, cellular component: mitochondrial large ribosomal subunit. The record is from RefSeq and is a predicted model, not a curated record.